Messenger RNA from Naegleria gruberi, 303 nucleotides. RefSeq lists its product as uncharacterized. NCBI's taxonomy places the organism in Eukaryota, Heterolobosea, Eutetramitea, Acrasida, Naegleriidae. The record is from RefSeq and is a predicted model, not a curated record. The coding region runs from base 1 to 303 and encodes 100 amino acids. The transcript has a single exon.
AUGUCGUUUAUUACAAGAUUAUCAUCAAAACUUUGCCGAGUCACCAUCUCUUGGUCAAACAAAUUACUUUCACCUAGCAGAAACUCAGUUCGAAACUAUUCAUCCAAACUUAAAACCGAAACAAUUGUAAAGGAAAAGAAACCAACAAUUCCAAAAGCAGAAGAAAAUCCAUCAGAACCUAAAGGUUUCGUCAUUGUUGGAAAAAAGAACGGAGUAGGACGACCAAUCCUUCCAGAUCUUUUGGAAGAGCAAGUACCAAAAACAUUUUUACAAAAAGUUGCACAUAGUUUAAGCUUUGUUUAA